Messenger RNA from Liolophura sinensis, 6744 nucleotides. RefSeq names its product protein O-linked-mannose beta-1,2-N-acetylglucosaminyltransferase 1-like. Gene Ontology annotation, cellular component: Golgi membrane. The coding region runs from base 135 to 2315 and encodes 726 amino acids. Lineage: Eukaryota; Metazoa; Mollusca; Polyplacophora; Chitonida; Chitonidae. The record is from RefSeq and is a predicted model, not a curated record. Gene Ontology annotation, biological process: protein O-linked glycosylation via N-acetylgalactosamine. Gene Ontology annotation, molecular function: beta-1,3-galactosyl-O-glycosyl-glycoprotein beta-1,3-N-acetylglucosaminyltransferase activity. The transcript is spliced from 23 exons.
AAGGUGGAAAUGUGACAGGACCCCCUGGUACUAAAUGCGGUGUUACCUGUCCUGAAAAUCAAUAUGCAUUUUAUAUCAAAACUGGCACUAACAAUCAACUGGGACCUACAAUCUGUUUUGAAGACCAAGUAGCUAUGAGUCCAAAUCUUGGUAAUGGUGGGAGAGGACUUAAUAUGGUUGUUGUGGAUGACAUAACAGCAGAAAUUGUAGGCACCUUCACUGUUGACACAUACAUAGAUGAUACCCCACUUAUCAGAUAUAUACGUACAAAACUUGCAGACAAUCAUAUUGUUAUGAUUGCCAGCUUUGAUGAGGUGUCCUCCAAACUUAAUGAUGCUAGGAGAUUGCUGAAGAAACUUGGGUCGAACCAAGCAGAUUCCAUUAAGUUCAGAGAUUCAUUCAUGAUGAUUGGGCAGAAAAAUCUGGACUCUGGAUAUGCCAUUGAAUACCAUAACAGAAUGCGGUCUGGGUUUGCAAAAAUUAUUGAAAAGAGUGGCUGUUUUUCAAUUCCAAUGGGUCCCCUGGAAAACAGAAUUGAUAGUCUUCAGUCUGCUAUCAUUUUACCUGAGAAUAUGAAAAUUGGGGAGCCAUUCCCAAACUGUGGGUUACCUGAAUCAUGCCCAACAGGCUCUGUGUCGGGCCUGGUGUACACGGGAAAGGGAAAUACAGAAGGGCCUCAAAUCUGCUUGGACGGGAAAUAUGUUUCUGGGACUGAUCUGAAUGAUGGUGGAAGGGGUUUUAAUAUUGUGGUGCUGGACCCAAGAUCAAAGAAAAUUGUUAAAAUGGCAAGAUUUGACACAUAUGAAACAGACAGUAGCCCUCUAGAGAUGUUCCUGGAAGAUGUGUGGGGCUCCCAAAUCAUUAUUGCCGUAACUGCAGAUGAGUCUUCAAAAAAACUGUCGGUAACAGCUAAGGAGCUUCUGCAGGAAUUUGGCAGCAGUAUGAUUGAGAGUCUCCGCUUCAGAGAUGUGUGGUACCUUGUAGGCCAGAAAAUGCUGGAUGGCUUCUCAACAAUAGAACAAAUAAGUUUUGCAGGACCAGAUGGUCAAUGGCCGAAACCCUUAACCCAUUCCUUCUGCAUUCCAACAAAAUUGAAAAGUACGAAGGUGAUGCCAGAUCCACUGGUAUGGAGGAAUGAUGAGAAGAGAGCUUUCUGUAAGGAGAAUGACGGCUAUGUAGACUUUUGUGAUCCUGCUCACGUGGAUGAUCAAUAUAAACCAGUUCCAUUGAUGGAGAAAUCUUUAGAGGGAAAUGACAUAUACUCCUCUCCAAUUAUUAUUGUACCAGGACUUAAUCACAACUCUUUAGUGAAAACACUCGAGACCACAUCCAUGCAGUCUGGAAUCAAUCCUGAAAUGGUGUUUCUGCUAUGGGAUGAACAAUUUCCAGAAUAUGCUGAUCUGGCUGACAUUUUUGGGUUUAAAGAUAUCCGGUUGCCCAGCCAGAAGUCCUAUGAAAAUUUACUAUUAGCAGCAAUAAAAAAAGUUUGGUCACAAUUUCAUGAUAAGAAUUACAUAAUAGUAUUGGAAGAAGAGAUCUUACUGGGACCAGACUUUCUCUUGUUUAUGGCUCAGUGUAAAGAAGCACUCGACAAAGAUGAAUCCCUGUUGGCUGUCUCAGCAUGGAACCCAAAUGGAUAUGAGACAAUGAGUGGAAAUGUGUCUCAACUGCUCAGAGUUGAGGACUUCCCAGGGCUUGGAUUCCUUAUGAAGAGAAGUGCCUUUGAGAAAUACCUACAGCCAAAUCUUGCCACUUGUUGUAAUAACAGAGCUUGGGAUGGUUGGAAUAUCUCCCAAAAGGACUACGUUCCACAGAUCCUUAUCCCAGAUUUGUCACGUGUUUAUCGGCAACCAUAUAAAGGUGCUCAUGGAAUGGAUGACUAUUACAUUGAGCUUUUCCAGAGACCAAGAGCCACUAACCUUCAUCAGAGAGUGUUUGUGGCAGGUGUAGCAUCUAUGGUGGAACAGCAGUACGACAAUCAGAUAGCUAACAUGUUGCGAACAAGUACAACAUUGACUUUGGCAACAUUGCCUGGAUGCUUAGAAAGAGAAGGUAGUGCAAUUCUGCCUCAAAAAGGUGCAGUGUACUCCGUGGUAUUCACCCAAAAGGAUGCAAAUGACUUUAGAAAUCUCAGAAAAUUAUGUCGCUGUUUUGGACUCUUUUCAUCACCCACUCAUCCUCCUAAGGGGCUGUAUAAAGGUGUAUUAAGGUUUAACUAUCAGUACAGCAGUGUGAUGCUGUUGAGUUCUUUAUCACCCUUCCAAAAGACUCCAGGAAACUCCACCCAGUCAAUCAAUGUCAUCCCAAACAAGUGAACCUAAGCAUUCCAGACUAAUGUGCUCCGAGAAAGGACAUCAGUGUGAUAAUGAGACAGAAACUCUGAACUUGAACAACCUAGAAACCUGACUGCAUUUGUUUCAUUCAUUAAGUUAGGGCAGGUUUUCAUGUGCCGGUAAUACUUGAUUCUGCGCAUACAGUGUAUUAAGCAUAUUGCAGUGUUUGAGUGUAAGUGCACGGUUUUAGUAUCACUGUGUGUAUGUUGACAGUAGGUGUGAGUAAGUCAUAAUUUUAUCGAUCAAUAUAGUUUAUUGCAUGUUGUAUGUAAAUGUUCUUUGCUGUAGGUGGACUGCAGUAAAAUGUCCAGAAUUUACACAUUGUGUAUGAAAAAACAUGUUUGUCUUUCCUGUUCUGAUGUUCAUCUAUUACUUUAAAGCAGGUUUAAAGCAUAAUUUGUUUCUUCUGAUCGAAUUAUUUUGUAUUGUAGUUAAUGAAUAUGUGUUAAAAAUUUUACAUCAAGUGUGGUUAUAUUAAAAUAGCAUGGUGUACAUGUACCUAUACAGCAUUUCUGUUGUGUCAGGCUCGUAACCCUUUAAUAGCAAGGUUCAGAGAUUUUAGAUGCAGUGCAGCUGAUGCACAUAAACCAAUAUUAGUGUGUAAGUAGAGAAAUACUGGCAUGCAUGUACAUGUACAAUCCUCAAAAAAGUAUUCUUCUUUCAUUUAACAAUUUGCUUGGAAGGUGUUAGUUGACAAAUGCUAAGUCACAGAUGUGAAAGAUAAUUGGAUGUUUGUAUAUUUACCAUUAUAUCACUAUUGAUGAAUAUUUUUUAUGAUGUACCCAACCAGUCUGGUGGAGAAAACUGUUGCUUCAAAGCAAGGAGUACACCAGAGUUAUUUAUUUAUUUCAGAUUUCAUUUUGAACAGUUUUAGUUUUUAUAUUUAGCAACAUUUUCCUUAAAUUAAAUGUUGUUGAAAAUGUACACGAAAAUUCAAUAUCAGCUAACAUGAUGGAGACAGAGUGAGGUAAAUUAGAUUGUAUUAUAUCUGAUGCUCAAAAGGUGACAUUUUGCUCUGUAAACAAUUGUUGGCGUGUCAAGAGUUUCAUGAUCUGUAUAUAAGUGGCAGUCAGAGAUCUCAUGGUAGUGUAUAUAGAAUAGUUUCCACAAGAACAUGAUUGCUAUUCCAUUAAUAGAAUGAAUUUUGUGAUAUUACAUUAGCAACUAAUUGUGUUUCAUGGGGUGUGUAAUCAUUACAUUAUAUUACAAGUGUGCAUCAACCAUUAACAUUGAACCAGUCUUAAUUGCCCUAUCAUCCUGAUGUAAGAAGCUAUAAAAAAAAAAGAAAAAAAAAAAGUGAUCAAAUCUGUACAUAGAUCAUCUUCCAUUCCUAACCAUGUAUUUCUUAUUUCUAGUCUGGGAAAUUAUGUGAAUUCUGGUAGGGAUUAAGUGAUGCAUUUAAAAUUUUGCCUAUCCAUUCUGCAAAUGCCAGCAACAGUAAGUUCAUGUUAAGGACAAGAAUCACAUUUCACAAUGAGCAUUGUUAUUACAGCAAAGCUUACUUAGUUUCUGGCCAGUUUGUUUGAAAGUACAGUUUUAUGUUUUUAUUUUUUUCUCUUAAUAAUUGAUAAUCUAGUCUGAAACACAAGUCCAUUAAUACAGUAUUUUGUCACUUCAGAAAUCUUGCUUUAAGGUCAAAAAUAAGAUCCAUGUUCAUGGUGUCAUUUUAUUUUUUAUUUUUUUAUUUUUAAUUACAGUAGGCAAAGUUAAUAAUUGUAUAAACUUCAAUCAACAGACGAUGUAUGAUAUCAUGGUAUACAGAUGAUGUAUGAUGAUAUAUCAUAUGUUACUGGAUGGUGGAUUCCUGUGCAUAAUCUUCGGUUAAGAUUCAGUUAAAAGAUGCUCUGAUGAUAUUUGUGUCACUACAAUUGUUACAAUGCCAUAAAUUCUGGUUCAUUUGUCUUUGUAAUAUCCUUUACUUUCAUUUGAGUAUAAAUGUAUACAGAUAAUUUAUAUAUAUUUAUAUAAUGACAACUAGGCAUAAUUACAUCUGUUUUCUUGGAGUGUUGUGGCUUUGUAACUCCAUAUACACGUAGAUGUUUCAGAGUGAUUACCUUGCUUAGAUAUGAGUUAGUCAUUUUAGGCAUUGAUGGAUUUCUCUUGGGGGUUUUGUAUGAUUUCUCUGUCAUAUUUUUCAUAAAAUUCCCAUUUCAUCCUGAUGUUUUGUUAUUGUAGAACUUGUUCACAUUCAGAAAUCUGUGUGUCCAAAGUAUGAUCUGUUUGCAAAUCACUUUAAGUAAAGAAGAGAAACUGUUUGUCUUGGUGUUUGUAAAUAUUUUUGAGUCUUGCCAUUGUAAUGCGAUUAAUGUUUGUGUCCUUGUGACAGGAAUUUAUUGAUUUGACACAAGAUCAGUUUUUUAGGCAGAUCUCAUUGGUUUCAUGGCUGAAAGUUUCGUGAUUACACUGUCAGGUGGAUCAUUUGUAGACAAUAAAUCCACAUAACAUGACCACAUCACAUGCCUGUUUCAUGUUUCAAAGGUAACAUUUAAGGAAACACCUACAUAUACUGGCAUUGUGGUGAUGUGAUAUCACAGUUUUUCUGAUCUUGUCUUCAAUGAGCGCUUCUUGUGUGCCCUCAUUGAAUUGUACAUGUGAAGAGUUCACAAGUUGCGACAUGACGCAAAUAACAAGUAUAGAAUGAAUCUUAAACCUGUAUCAGUCAUCAUGUAGGUAUAAUUCCCAGCAUACAAUGUGAACAAUCCUUGUAAUCAAAUAAUGUAUGUUAGGUGAAUUUAGCUGAUGAUAGUGAAAACUGUGGUAUGCUGGUUGUGAAAGUGUGACAAGCUAUACAGAUGCAUGCAGUAUUGCAUAUAAUGUAUUCUGGUAACUAAAAUUCAUAUACAAUAUGUGUUUGAAUGCCCCAGAAUGCCAGCAUAAUUAUUCUAUUUAAUACCUCUUAAUGUAAUUAAUACUUUAUAGUUCAGCUAAGUGUGCAUAUUGUGUUAAAUUAAUACUAUAUCUGAAUAGCAUUAUCAAUAGAUUGUAAAGUUGGGCUACAUUUGUAAAUCCUUGUCUGGCAUCAGUCUUGUGACUUUAGUUGUUAGGUUUGCAAAGGGAAAACAAUAAAAUCUGUAUGGAAGACAUGGUGAUUGUCAUCUAAAGGUGGAUGUGUUAAAAGUGUCCUUUUGCAUCUAGACCCUUGCACUCCAAUUUUCUUGGAAUGUAAUCAUAUUUUCAAAUCAAGCUUGUCUGCUUUCACCCUUACGGCACAAGAUUGCAUCUAAGAUUUUGAAUUCAUUUUAAGCCAUACAUUAAAACUAAGGCGAGCAUUUGUGCAAUCUGGCGUGUAGCUUGGAUGUUUUAAUAGUAUUGCUGUUCUUGCAUUAGUAAGUUGGUCGUUAAGUUCUGACAUCCAGAGCUUCAGUGCAAAAUGACCUUUUGCAUCAUCUUGCAACUACGGUGAAUUUUCUCUUGGAGCUUUAACAUGCAAAGAUGAAAUGUUUAAACUCCCCUAAAACUCAAAAUAUUCUGACUCUCACCUUUUCUUUCACUGCCAUUCCAAAGCAGUGAACUCCCCAUAGAUGUGAUUGACAUUGUGCAAAUCUGCACAGUUACGUUGAAGUAGGGCAGGUUAUAUAUUACAAUAUUUCACGUGUUGAAAUUGAUUAUUUUUAAGGAUGUGUUAUUUACGAGAUCAAUGCACCAUGAAUAUGUAUGGUUAUCUGUAUUUCUGUUUGUAACAUACUGUUGACCGGAUUCAACAGUUCAACAUGGUUUAUAUAGUCUAUCAUACAAAAGAGGAUGCAAGGGUAAAGAACUGUGAAUUGAUGUACAACAUUAAGGCUGUGCCUCUUCGCUCCUUUUUACAUAUUCUCAUUGGUGGCACGGAUAGAUUUCAAAUGUAUGGAAUUAGUGUGUGCACAUCAGGCAAAUUGUAGAUUGAUGUAUGACUGUUUUAUGCUGUUUUUUUAGGCUUGUUGGGCUGACAAAAUUCAGAAUAAUAAUUUUUUUUCCUGUUAUUUAUUUCACAAGUCUAAUGCCAGCAUGGAUUGUAAUGCUUGUCAUAAAUAUAUUGCCUGCAGUUGUUUUGCUAGAGCCUCUUUUAAACCUCUUUGCAAUAAUACUUAUGUGCAAGUUGAUUCCCUUGGUUAUAAGUGAUCGGAAUGCUGUUUCUGAAGAGGAUUUUCAUGUAUGUCAAUGGCAUAAAUGACGUUUACUGAUCUGAAUCUGGUCUUCAUUGUCAAGUAUAUAAUGGUUGAAUGUUCCUUUUUUCCUCCCCUCUUCGUCUCGUUAUUGUGCCAGGCUGCAUGUAUGCUUUUAUAUCUGUUUGCUUGUUAUAUGAGAUUAAUAAACAGCCCCUGCUGAUAUAAGGCAAAACAGUAUAUUCACAGAUGUCGAAAUUUGUUUUAUGUAUUUCAUAUAUUUAUUGUUUGGUUAUUACAUGUACUCUGGAAACGUAAAAUAAAUUUGU